This is a messenger RNA of Drosophila hydei, 2872 nucleotides long. It is a transcript of the gene Rat1, whose product is annotated as 5'-3' exoribonuclease 2 homolog. Gene Ontology annotation, biological process: nuclear-transcribed mRNA catabolic process. Gene Ontology annotation, molecular function: 5'-3' RNA exonuclease activity; RNA binding. NCBI's taxonomy places the organism in Eukaryota, Metazoa, Arthropoda, Insecta, Diptera, Drosophilidae. Bases 110 to 2713 code for a protein of 867 amino acids. The transcript has 9 exons. Gene Ontology annotation, cellular component: nucleus. The record is from RefSeq and is a predicted model, not a curated record.
CUCUGAAUAUUUUUCCGGUUUUCAAUAUAUAACAGGUCUUCACUAACAACUCACUUAUUUGGGAUACUAAGUUCGCAGGUUCUGGUUGAUCGACAUAAUAAUAUCAAGAAUGGGAGUACCAGCUUUUUUUCGCUGGCUAAGCAAAAAAUAUCCAUGUGUUAUUAUAGAAUGUAAUGAAAAUAAGCAAACAGAUGCGGAAACGGGCAAGACUAUUUACGAGGAUUCUACUUUACCUAAUCCAAAUGGCGUGGAGUUUGAUAAUUUAUACCUAGAUAUGAAUGGCAUAAUACAUCCUUGCACGCACCCUGAAGACAAGCCAGCUCCUAAAAAUGAAGAAGAAAUGAUGGUGGCUAUAUUUGAAUGCAUUGACCGACUUUUUGGUAUUGUACGACCAAGAAAAUUAUUAUAUAUGGCCAUCGAUGGAGUAGCACCCAGAGCUAAAAUGAAUCAACAGAGAUCCCGAAGAUUUCGAGCUGCAAAAGAAACCAUUGAAAAGCGAAUAGAAAUUGAACGCAUUCGAAAUGAACUGUUGACACGAGGCUGCAAACUUCCGCCGGAAAAAGAAAAAGGCGAGCACUUUGACUCAAACUGCAUAACUCCAGGAACACCUUUUAUGGAUCGAUUAAGUAAAUGCUUACACUAUUAUAUACAUCAUCGACUGAAUAACAAUCCAGCAUGGAAAGGAAUACAAGUUAUUUUAUCCGACGCAAACGUUCCCGGCGAAGGAGAACACAAAAUUAUGGACUAUAUUCGGAAGCAACGUGCACAGCCUGAUCAUGAUCCGAAUACCCAUCAUGUUCUUUGUGGAGCUGAUGCAGAUCUUAUAAUGCUAGGGCUCGCAACACACGAGCCAAACUUUACUAUAAUUCGCGAGGAAUUUCUUCCAAAUAAGCCACGACCUUGUGACAUUUGUAAUCAAUUUGGCCACGAAAUGGACAAAUGUGUUGGCCUGAAUGCAGUUAGCUCAACUAAUAGCAACUUUGCACCAGAUAUUCCCAUUGGAGCAGAAGUGAAAUUUAUAUUUGUUCGAUUAAGUGUGCUAAGAGAAUAUCUUAAAAAAACAUUGCAAAUGCCCAAUUUGCCAUUCAGUUAUGAUUUUGAGAGAGUGCUAGAUGACUGGGUGUUCAUGUGUUUUUUUGUUGGAAAUGAUUUUCUACCUCAUUUACCAAGCUUAGAAAUUCGUGAAGGAGCAGUUGAUCGACUGGUUGAGUUGUAUAAAAAAUGUGUUUAUAAGACUAAAGGAUAUUUGACGGAUUCAGGUGAAGUUAAUUUGGAUAGAGUUCAAUUAAUCAUGACAGACUUAGGAAAUGUUGAGGAUCAAAUAUUCAAGGAUAGACAACGCAGAGAGUUGCAAUACAAGGCCAGGCAGAAAAGGGAGAAUAAUAACUUUAAACAGUUGGAACAAUCUGUCUUUGGACCGUCGGCUGUUGGACCAAGCGCUAAAGCUCAAAUUAUCACAAACUAUAAACAGGAAGCUGCUUCUGUAAGAAUGGGGUCAAAGCGUUCUAGUACAGCAGCAAAUUUAGAUGAUGAUGAAGAAAACAAUGAUGAAGUGCGAUUAUGGGAAGAUGGCUUUAAAGACAGAUAUUACGAGUCCAAAUUUGAUGUAUCGCCUGAUAAUCUUCAAUUUCGUUAUGCUGUUGCACUGCAAUACGUUAGGGGACUUUGUUGGGUUUUAAAAUAUUAUUAUCAAGGCUGUGCUUCCUGGAAUUGGUAUUUUCCUUACCAUUAUGCUCCAUUCGCUUCGGAUUUUGUAAAUAUACAAGGACUAUCCACUAUAUUCGAAAAGGGAACAAAGCCGUUUAAUCCCUUGGAACAGCUUAUGGGUGUUUUUCCAGCGGCCAGCAGUUCCCAUGUUCCAGAACCGUGGGCAGAGCUAAUGUCUAGACCUGACUCAACAAUUAUUGACUUUUAUCCCGAGGAUUUUAAAAUCGAUCUGAAUGGAAAAAAGUUUGCGUGGCAAGGAGUAGCUUUACUACCAUUUGUUGAUGAGAACAGGCUAUUUAAAGCACUUAUACCUCUUCAUAGCCAUUUAACUGACGAAGAAAUCAAGCGUAAUAAAAGAGGAGAAAAUAAUUUAUACAUUAGUAAAUUCAGUCCACAUUAUGAAACGGUUCAGAAACUGUAUAAAAAAGGCGAAAAAUCCCAAUUUAACUGUUCUAUAUCAUUUAAUGGAAUGUGCGGAACUAUAUCUAUAUCUGAGAUAAAUACAGCUUUAAACGGUUUUGUGAAAUCUCCAAUUCCUGGUUUACCCGAUAUAAUUAAAAAUGAAGUUACAACUACUGUGUACAAGGAUCCGGAAUAUGAUGAGAACUUUACAUUUUUAGCAAGAAGGCUUCCAAACGCUGUGGACCCUCCUCAAGUCAUACAAUCGGAUAAUAACACAAAUGGACCUAUCAUAGGUUUUGAAAAACAUGCGCAAAGGGCUUAUAUUCCCCCUGGCGGACAUCGAUUAGUAUCAUCCACUAUAAGAAAUCAAAGAAUCGACAAUGGACAAAGCAUGUCUUACCAAAGUAAUGGAAGAAAUUGUGUAAAUUAUAAUUAUCCAAUGCAAGGUUAUAAUACAAAUCAGCAGAGAUCAUACGAACAAAGGUAUAACGAUUCGAAUUAUCAACAUCGUUAUAAUAAUAACAAUAAUGGAUCAAGGCAUCCUUAUAACCGACCACCGCAUAGAGGAAAUCAUCAACAGCACUCAAAUUAUAGACGAUUCUAAUUUUACUUUAAGUUUUCAAUCGUUUUAAUAUUUAAAAAAAAAUAUGUAUGAAUGUGCAGCUUGUCCACAUGUAUUUGUUUAAUAGAGCCACCAAAAGUUUGUUCUAAUGAAAUAAUAUUCACGUUGAAAUUUGCCUUUCAAACAUAUGUAAUAAACUUG